This is a messenger RNA of Papaver somniferum (opium poppy), 951 nucleotides long. Its product is annotated as TATA-box-binding protein-like. Gene Ontology annotation, molecular function: RNA polymerase II general transcription initiation factor activity; DNA binding. The transcript has a single exon. Bases 90 to 692 code for a protein of 200 amino acids. NCBI's taxonomy places the organism in Eukaryota, Viridiplantae, Streptophyta, Magnoliopsida, Ranunculales, Papaveraceae. The record is from RefSeq and is a predicted model, not a curated record. Gene Ontology annotation, biological process: DNA-templated transcription initiation.
CAUCUCCAUCUUCUGUUUACAAGUUUCUUUUGGUAUUCAAUUCAAUAACUUAACAUAUUAAAACAAGUUGCUUUAAAUUUAUCAUUGGUAUGGCGGAUCAAGAUAUGGAAUUGAUUGAUGCUAACAAUCAUCCUUCUGGAAUUGUUCCUAUGAUACAGAACAUCGUGUCGACUGUCAACUUGGAUUGCAAAUUGAAUCUUAAAGAAAUAGCAAUGAAAGCACGUAAUGCAGAGUAUAAUCCCAAACGUUUUUCAGCAGUUACUAUAAGAUUGAAAUACCCCAAGACAACUGGGCUGAUUUUCGAAAGUGGAAAAAUUGUUUGUACUGGUGCCAAAACUGAAGCAGAAUCAAAAUUAGCAGCAAGAAAGUAUGCUCGCAUGGUGCAGAAACUUGGGUUUCCUGCGAAAUUCAAGAACUUCAAGAUUCAGAACAUUGUUACUUCCUGCGAUGUCAACUUUCUUGUUAAGCUCGACGCCUUUCAAUUUUCUAAUGGUGGCAGAUUUUCCAACGAUCCUCAAGUUUUCCCUAAUCGUAUGGUGUUCAAGAUGAAACAGCCAGAGAUUACAAUACUUAUCUUUGUUUCAGGAAAAAUAGUUAUUACAGGGGCUAAGGAAAGAGGUGAUGCAUAUAAUGCAUUUGAGCAUAUAUACCCACUUCUUACACAGUGCAAAAAAGUGGUUCACAAGAUGUAGAUUUCUAGGCCUGAUGGUGUCUGAAGAUUAUUGGUUUUUAUCAGUUGUGCAUCUCGCAAACACUUGGUCUCUCACGAGAGUAAAAGGUACUGGAAGACUAUAAGCAGUAAUUGUCAGCAACAAAACCGAAGCAAUCUUUGAUGUUAUUGAAGAAGAAUAAUUCCUUGUAAUCUUUAAUUUUUCGUUUGUGCUGCUCAUGAUGGCACUUGGUUUUUCUUUUUGUAGCAAUUUAAUUUUUCUUUUCAAUACAACAUGUGCA